Messenger RNA from Penicillium canescens, 837 nucleotides. RefSeq lists its product as uncharacterized. The record is from RefSeq and is a predicted model, not a curated record. The coding region runs from base 1 to 837 and encodes 278 amino acids. Lineage: Eukaryota; Fungi; Ascomycota; Eurotiomycetes; Eurotiales; Aspergillaceae. The transcript has 3 exons.
AUGGGCCGACACGCCGAUGUAUUGCCAGAAGGAAACAUCGUGAUAAUUGCCAAGGUACGAUCAAAGCGAAAACCAGACACCAAUUCAGACCCGCAAAUUGACAUUUACCAGCUUCUGAUGUCUUUCGAAUGCGUAUACUGCAUGACAGUGGGAAUCAUUAAGAUCUCCAUCUUGCUCAUGUAUGCUCGUAUCUUCCCCACAAGAGGAUUUCGCAUCGCCGCAAUCAUCCUGGGCAGCAUCGUCAUCGGAUGGGUUGUCGCAAUCAUCUGCGUGAGCGUGUUUCAGUGUACCCCGCUCGCAAAGGCCUGGAACCCUACCCUGUCGGGUACUUGCAUCAACCUCAAGGGCUCGUUCAUCGGAAACGCAGUGCCGAAUAUCCUAACCGACAUCGCUAUCUUGGCUCUGCCAGUGCACGCUGUCUGGGGGCUUCAUGCGACUGUAACGCAUCGGCUAUCGGUAAUUGCGGUAUUUCUGCUGGGCAGUUUCGUCGUCUUCACCAGCGCCUACCGCUUCUCCACACUCUUCGAAUUCCAACCCAUCGACACCCCCUGGACCCUCGCCAAGGCUUGCACCUGGUGUCUCAUUGAGUGCUCCAGCGGCAUCAUCUCGGCCUGCAUGCCCACCCUGCGUCCCUUGUUCGUCAUGCUCUCCUCAAAAUUCGCGAGCUCGAUCGGCACACGCACACGAACGACUGGCGUACGUGGUUCCGGCCUGAAGAGUUAUGACGUGAGUAAUUCGGCCUUGCGUCCACCGGGCGAAGUCAUGGGCAAACAGAGUGUGCAGUUGAAGGUCAGCCAGCCGGACGCUGCGUCGGGGGAUGAGUGCAACGCGACAUGA